AUGGGUAGUCGGAGAGGAGUGUGGUCACCACAACGUAGAGGCCGACCGAGCGAUGAACAAGUUGUGGAUUUUGGUGUACAAUCGCCGUUCGGGUUGAGAGCAACAGAGAAGGGAACCAAGAACAAUAAAAAAAUUAAAAGAGGUUUUAAUUGGGAACCUCCAGUUUUCGGGAAGAGGAGCAUCUUUGUCGUCCGUUCAACAGGGGGACACGAGCAAUGGGCCCAGUGUGAUAGUUGUUCUAAAUGGAGAAGGCUGCCUGUUGAUGCUCUUCUUCCACCUAAGUGGGCAUGUGCAGACAACAAAUGGGAUCAAAGCAGGUCUUCAUGUUCUGCACCAGAUGAACUGACCCCAAGGGAGCUAGAAAAUCUUCUUAGAUUGAACAGAGAUUUCAAGAAAAGGAGAAUAGUAGCAUUUCAUAAGCAAACCCAGGAGAAUGAGUCAUCACUUGGUCUGAACACUUCAGCCAAUGCUGCAAUCCUUGGAGAUAAUGUAGCUGAUUCCGGCACUACGUCGGUGGCGACCACAACUAAACACCCGAGGCAUCGUCCUGGUUGCUCUUGCAUUGUGUGCAUCCAGCCUCCAAGUGGGAAGGGAAAACACAAGCCAACAUGCACAUGUACUGUGUGCAUGACGGUAAAACGUCGUUUUAAAACCCUCAUGAUGCGCAAGAAGAAGCGGCAGUCGGAGCGUGAAGCGGAGAUUGCUCUAAGGAAUCAACAAGCAUGUGAUCCCAGAGAAGAAGCUGAAGUCGGCAGCAGCUCUAAACAUGUAUCGCCAUUCCGCCAUCCUUCUGAGAAUGAAGCAAUGUCAGUUAGUGAGUUAGAAUCCAAGAGCCAGAGCAACAACCUAGUCCCCAAAUUGGUUGAAGCCAACACCGGACAGAUAGACUUGAACGGUCGUGAUGACAAUUGGCAAUUAGAUUCCACCCGCAAGAGCAUGGCGAAUCUUCUUCGAGUUGCAGGCCUCCGGUUGGAAACUUACCUCAAGGAGAAUGGCCUUACAAGCUUGGUAUCUGAUCGGUAAGCAAUCUCAACAUCACAUGUUCCACCACAGAUCUUUAUUGCAGGUGAGCCACAAGACGAUAGAUCUUCCCCUUCUGCCACAAAAGAACAUGACACCGGGGAUGAAGAAAACGGUGAAAAUGAGAAUGAUCCUUAAUGACAUUCCAGUUCCUCUUUAGACUAAAUCAAACCAAUGAAACUUUAGUCGGUGUUCGAUAAUUAUAUGUGUUAUUAUUUCUCCAAACAUUGUUUUC
Molecule: messenger RNA, 1255 nt
Organism: Hibiscus syriacus
Lineage: Eukaryota; Viridiplantae; Streptophyta; Magnoliopsida; Malvales; Malvaceae
Product: B3 domain-containing protein Os07g0679700-like
Exons: 5
Coding region: 1-1023 (340 amino acids)
Molecular function (GO): zinc ion binding
Source: RefSeq, a predicted model, not a curated record